Xiphophorus couchianus (Monterrey platyfish) is the source of this 1750-nucleotide messenger RNA. RefSeq names its product mitochondrial ribosomal protein S16 (gene mrps16). Gene Ontology annotation, biological process: mitochondrial translation. The transcript is spliced from 4 exons. Lineage: Eukaryota; Metazoa; Chordata; Actinopteri; Cyprinodontiformes; Poeciliidae. The record is from RefSeq and is a predicted model, not a curated record. Gene Ontology annotation, molecular function: structural constituent of ribosome. Bases 188 to 589 code for a protein of 133 amino acids. Gene Ontology annotation, cellular component: ribosome; mitochondrial small ribosomal subunit.
CAACGACGCUGCUGCGUAACAUCCGGCUUAAACAUGGCUGCGCCCUGACGAAUGUCACACUCUCUUGUGAGAAAGAAAACAUUUUGGUAAUAUUUGCAGGUCGAUCAACAGUGGAGCGAAACAUCGAAAGGAGAAGGCUGUGACUAUCAUCUGUGCGUCAUUCUCCGUCCUGAGAGGGUGUUUCAUCAUGGUGCAUUUAUCGUCCCUCCUUUUGAAGAACUACCACGCCGGCUACGUCGUCAUCCGGCUCGCCCUCGCAGGCCACAAACAAGCCAACCGACCCUUUUAUCGCAUCGUGGCGGCUUACAACAAGAGGUCAAGGGAUGGUAAAUACAUCGAGCAGCUGGGCAGCUUCGACCCGCUCCCUAACAUCUACAACGAGAAACUUGUUAGUUUCAACUUCGACCGGAUCAAGUACUGGAUCGGCUGCGGUGCUCACACUUCCAAACCGGUGGCCAAACUUCUAGGGUUGUCUGGGUUUUUCCCCCUCCAUCCCAUGACGGUAACGGAGGCAGAGCGUCGAAGAGCUCAGGCGAAGCUGGCAGAAACUGCCACAGGAACAGAGGAGGAGAAACAGGCUGACGUGUGAUUGGAUCAAAGGGAAGCUGCUGUUUGAAAGAAAACUUAUAAAAACACAUUUUUCUCUUUCUUGGUGGACUGCUCAAAACAACUGAUCUAAUGUCUUGAUGAACAAACUUCUUCAAAAAUGUGAACAACUCAUAAUGUUGGGGGGAAAAAAUCAACAGCUCUGAGUUGAUCGUAGAUUGACAAAGGCUGUAUCUUUUGGUUAUUUUUUUUAUUAUUAAAAAAUGUGUCAUAACUGCAAGGCUAUACAUGUUUUUAUUAAAAACUUUUUGCCCCUUUUGAAAUUCACUCAAAAUCCCUUUGUCUCAUAUUAUGUCUUUUGGUUUAUAUAUUGGAGCCAUGUCAACGAAGUAAAGUUGCAAGGAGUUUGUGUUUGUAGAUGGGGUUGAUGGCAAACACACAAAAUCCUUUUAAGGAUCACUAAAUAUUUUUAAGAAUAAAAACUCCUCCCUUCACUAUUUUUCUGAGAGUCGAGACAACAUUAAACUAGAUUGAGAUCACGGACAGAAGUGGCUGCUGAAGUCAGUUUACAGUCACAGUAAAAUGUUGAUUCACCUGCUAUGAACUUUAAAUGUUUACACAAAAGGUUUAACUUAAAUUGCUUCUGGCAAAGACUAAAUAAAUGAGUAGAAGGUAAAUUUUGCCUUCUACUGAGCAGAAACCUAAUUCAUUACAAUGUAUUUAUUUAAAAAUUAAGAACAAAGCCAAAACUUGGAAACGUAAAGAAAAUUGAACUCUGCAUGCUUUUAUAGCUUGUAGAGCUAAUUCAAAUAAGACAGUUUUAACUGGGUGUUUUCUUUUUUAGUUCAUUGGUAUUCUCUGAAUAAAGUAAUAUCUCAUUAUUGCAAUGCUGAAGAUUUUAGCUUGUAAAGUGAAAGAGUAGAGUGAAGAAGUAGGGCCUCCAUAUAGUUAUCCAUAUUUAUGUGAGCAGGGAUAAGACAUUAAACAAUGUUGCAUUAAAAAAAUAAACCCAUAACUUUCCUGAAGGUCCUCUAGAGAAAAACAAAAUCAGUUUCUGGUUAUACAAAGAAACAUCUGGAGCGAACAGUAGGGUAAGACUUAAAUGCCAUCAGUAAGAUUGUGCUUGUGUUUUGCUUUAGGUGAGCCUUGCUUUCAUCCUUUUCUUUCAUAAGAAGUUAUAGUUAUAGGAAAAGCUAAAAUUAGG